CAGAAAACGCUCACAUUCACUCAACGAAUUUUACUGUUCAACGGUACAACAUUUAUUCAGGGAUUUUACAGUGAUUUUUAUUUUAUUUCUGGAUAUUUACAUGCCUUAUCAAAUGACUGACACAAUGGUUGCGCUAAAUAGCCCAAGUAGUUCUAGUGAUUAUAGUGACGAUGGACUUAAUAACAACGGGGUUGUGUUUGGAUCGCAGUUGAUAAAUCCAAAUACAAAUACCCCUUAUUCGGAUGCUACGAUGUGCAAGAAGGCUACAAACCAUGUAAAACGACCCAUGAACGCUUUCAUGGUUUGGUCGCAGAUCGAGCGAAGGAAGAUCUCUGAAGUCGCUCCUGAUAUGCACAACGCUGAAAUCAGCAAGCAACUUGGAGCUCGAUGGAAAUUACUCGAUGAAAAUGAUCGACAGCCUUAUAUUGAAGAAGCAGAGAGAUUAAGAAUCUUACACAUGCAAGAAUAUCCGGAUUACAAAUACAGACCACGAAAGAAGGCUAAGCCGGUGGCAGUCAAGCCAGAGCCUGCUGUUAACAAGGGUAAAGUCACUAAAUCUUCCAAGUCCAGAAAUGAUCGCAACCGUUACCAGAAAUCGACUGCAGUGAAAACGGCACUGUCAACUCAAACCGAAUAUACUGCUAUGCAGGCUUCGCAUACUCAGCAAAGCCGGCUCAAGCUGAAACUUACAAUCGACGAAAAGUUCAAGGAAUGUAUCCGAGCUAGCAAAAAUGUUCAGGUGCCAUCGUGCCAACUUACUCCACCAGGGAAAGUUCCAUCAAGUCCUGAAUACACACCCAUGACCCCAGAGUCCAACAGUUUCUACCCCGAGGAUCAUUACGACACCCCAGCCCCUUCUCCUCAGGACGAGCGUCAUGUUAUAGUGAAAACCGAGUAUCAUAUCAAUAACAACAACAUUAUUGCCCAGCCAGAGGGUUCAUCCUUGGCUGAUUUGGACAAUCUAACAGACAUUCUUCAAAUGCCAGGAAACUGGCACAUGGAUAUUGAAAACAUGGACUUGAGCAAACUUGCAGACACAGACUUUCCAAAUUUCGAUACACAGAUUCAACAUCAACACCACCAUCAACAAUUACAGACAGUAAACACAGUGCAAGCCUCAUUAUCAAGUGGACUUAUUUUUAACAGUGCUAUUAACAUGAACCUCAAUGCGAACGCUUCCUCACAUUUCGAAUUCCCAGACUAUUCCACGCCUGAAGUGUCUGAAAUGAUUGGACUUCAGAACGAGUGGUUGGAACUUUCCUCAUUGGGGUCAAUUGUUGCUCAGUAGAACAAAACUUCGCUCAGAGACGUUUUCCAGAUGUAUGUGCGAACAUGUUCAUUAAAUGAAAGUUAUUAUUACAAACGGGGAUACGUGCAAGAUACUUUCUGAAAGACUGUGAAAAUGUUAUGUGCAUCUGCCAAGUGUCAUGAUGAUGUUAUAUUUAAUAAAAAGUGUACUUUGCAGAAUUGCAUUUUUUGUGAUCAAAAUUUAUGCCUUUUUCUAUUGUGGACCAGUAACUCUACGCGGCAGGAGAUUUGAUGACAGUUAAGUUGACUGAAAAAUUGUAUAUACAUGUAUAUAUUACCAAAAGCUCGAUGAGUUAGAGAUGUCUGUAUAUAUUGUUACAGAAAGCAAAAAUAAUAGAGGGAGCUAACUGUCGUUAUGUAUUUGUUAAAAAUGUUUAUAAGUCGCAAUAUUUUUUCAUGUUUUCUAUAUUUUAUUGAAGAUUUAUAGUUCAGAAAAGGCAUACAUUGUUUUUGCAUUGAGAUAAUGGGUGUUGCAAUGAACAAGUUAACAGCUGCGGAGAAUAGGUACACUUAAAUACUAAUGACUUAGUGAAGAGAAAGUUUCUGUAAGGAUAUAAAUAUUUUUAGAUUACCGGAGUUGUUCAAAUUAAAUAUGUUUAUUUUGUGUAACUAACAUUUUUUCUCAAUAUAUAGUAGUGUAGUUUGUGUGAAAAACUAUAAUCUUUUAUUGUACGCAAUAUUAGUCACUUUUUGUAUUGUGUAUCAUUUUGAAUUUGUUUUUGUUCCAUGCCAUUCAAAGUGUCCAUUCACUCACUUGUGACAUGUAUUCCAAACGUUAUCAGAGAAUUUAUGUUGUUGUUAGUUAUUAAUAUAUAACCUGUGCAUUUUGUUUAGUCAUGUUCAUGUGUUGGAACAACAGACCUGAUAUGCAUUAUGAAGGAAGUAUGCAGUGCAUUUCGUAAAGACAGGUGUUCAGUUCUGUACAUUUUUGAAUGAAAGUUAAUUGAUCAUGAAUAUCAAAAAAUCUUUGCUAGAUUUUUUAUAAAGUUAUUUUCAUACAAUCAGGGAUAUAUAUGUGUCCUUAUUUUAUAUGUUUUGUUUUUUUAAUAUAAAUCCAUCAUUUGAAAUGAGCAAAAAUCUCUUUAUGACUAGGGUAGUUUGUCUCAUACAUUCUCAAAGAAUCUUGUGAACAACAUUUGUUCAAUACUGUGCUAAUAUAUAUCAUUUAUGUAAAUAUCACUGUAUAUACCUAUUUAAAUGAUGUGUCAACGAAAAUGUUAUUUAUGCGCGAAAACGCAGAAAUAAGUCGCGCAGAUAAAGUCAGACAGUUAUGUGAAAAUUUGUUUUACAUGCUAUGUGUAUUAUGUAUGAAAUAAAUUCACGAAAACUGCAGAAAAACCUAA
Messenger RNA from Dreissena polymorpha, 2651 nucleotides. Its product is annotated as transcription factor Sox-11-B-like. NCBI's taxonomy places the organism in Eukaryota, Metazoa, Mollusca, Bivalvia, Myida, Dreissenidae. Gene Ontology annotation, molecular function: RNA polymerase II cis-regulatory region sequence-specific DNA binding; DNA-binding transcription factor activity, RNA polymerase II-specific. Bases 101 to 1288 code for a protein of 395 amino acids. Gene Ontology annotation, biological process: regulation of DNA-templated transcription; cell differentiation; anatomical structure morphogenesis. The transcript is spliced from 2 exons. The record is from RefSeq and is a predicted model, not a curated record.